GCUGCGCGGCGUCCAGUCUCCUUGCGACGUCGCCCUGGCGCGUGUCUUCCGAUGCUUUUCGGUGAUUGGGUCCUCUCUCAGCCAAUCGGGCAGUGGCGCGGAAGAAGCUUGGAGGAAGUCAUGGCCGCCUAAGGUGAAGAGCCAUUCGGGAGAACUUGUUGGCCGCCGAGCUGCGCCAUGAGUAGUUUCGGCGGGAGGAUGCGGGAAUACCCGCACCUCUCCAUAGACCGCUUCGACCGGGAGAACCUGCGAGCCCGAGCUUACUUCUUGUCCCACUGCCAUAAGGACCACAUGAAAGGCCUGAGAGCCCCCACUAUGAAAAGAAGACUGGCCUGCAGCUUGCAAGUUCGCCUGUACUGUUCCCCAGUGACGAAGGAGUUGUUGCUGACGAAUCCAAAAUAUAAAUUUUGGGAGAAUCACAUAGCUGCUCUUGAAGUUGAAACCCCAACACAGAUUUCUCUAGUUGAAGAAGCAUCUGGUGAGAGGGAAGAUAUUGUUGUAACACUUCUGCCAGCUGGCCACUGCCCAGGAUCAGUCAUGUUUCUGUUCCAAGGUGAAAAUGGCACUGUGUUGUAUACUGGGGAUUUCAGACUUGCAAAAGGUGAAGUGGCCCGAAUGGAACUUCUGCAUUCCGGGGACAGGGUGAAAGACAUCCAGAGUGUGUAUUUAGAUACGACUUUCUGUGAUCCCAAAUUUCAUCAUAUACCGAGCAGGGAAGAAUGUGUGAAGGGAAUAUUAGAGUUAGUAAGAAGCUGGAUCACUCUGAGUCCUUAUCAUGUGGUAUGGCUGAACUGCAAAGCAGCUUAUGGAUAUGAGUAUUUAUUCACAAACCUCAGUGAGGAGCUUGGAAUCCAGGUGCAUGUGAAUAGACUGGACAUGUUUAAAAACAUGCCAGAAAUCCUCUGCCAUAUCACCUCUGAUCGGCACACCCAGAUUCACGCGUGUCGCCAUCCAAGGGAUGAUGAACUCUUCCGAGGGAACAGAUUGCCUUGUGGAAUGACGUCCGCAAAUGGGAAACGGUUGCAUAUAAUUAGUGUUAAACCAUCCACAAUGUGGUUUGGAGAAAGGACAAAGAGAACUAAUGUAAUAGUGAGGACUGGAGAGAGUUCCUACAGAGCUUGCUUUUCAUUUCAUUCUUCUUAUACUGAGAUCAAGGAUUUCAUAAGCUAUAUUUGCCCAGUGACUGUGUAUCCCAAUGUAAUUCCAAUUGGUAGAACAGAGGAAAAAGUUAUAGAAAUUUUAAAGCCACUGUGUCGCAUGUACAGCAAAAAUAACAAGCCACAAUAUAAACCACUUGGUGCACUGAAGAGGCCCAGAACCUUCAAGCUGACAAACACAGGUGGUGAUGGUAGUGAUGAUGAUCUCUUUGACACUGAACUGAUUCCUGCAAGAUACAAAAUUCCUAAACUGCUGCCAGAGAUUGCAUCUUCUAAGAACAAACAAUUCCAUGAAGACCAUGAAGAAGAGAGGGACAAAACAAUUAGUUGCUGUAAGGCAUCUUUCAUGCCUACCUCUUUAAAUGUAGAUUUUGUGGAGUGUGAGGAAUCCAAUGGGGAGGAUGAAGAAGAGGAGGAAGAAGAAUCUGAGAAAGAGAUUAUUUGCCCUGAUGGUCUACCACUGAGUACAGAGUCUACCAUUCUUUUGCCAAAUCCGGUAGGAUUGGCCCAUUCAGAACUCAUCUGCAAACCAAAUGAAGACCAACAACAACCUGAUUUAGAAGUGCCAAAAUGGGAUGCCUUCUUUAAACAUAAGAUGGAGGAUACAGAUACCUCUGAACAUGACAGUUUUCUGCCCCCAACAGAUUCAAGCAAGGCUCAGUCCCCAAGCCUCUUUAGUGACAAUGAGGACUUCAGUGAUUCUACUCAUAUCUCUUCUCAAAACUCUUCCCAGUCAACACAUAUAUCUGAACAAGGUAGUCAAGGGUGGGACAGCCAAGCAGACACCAUGCUCAUCUCAUCUCAAGAGCGAAAGAGUCUUAACUCUCCUAAAAGGACAGUGGACAGAACAGUAUUUUACACAUCUCAUUUCUCUGCUGGGGAAAGCAAAAUGGACUUACAGAACUGCAAGUCUGCUGAACAUGGUGGCCCUUCUUCUAACAAUGUUAACUAUGAAUGUAAAGCCAGAUUCCUGGAGAGAAGCGCAUCUGCCCUGAACAGUGCAUGGACUGAAUCUGGUCACAAGAAGGACAAGCAGGAAGAAGGAUUAUGGACAUCUAAUCCUUGUGCUCAGAUAGAUUCAGAGAGCAGUUCUGACUUUGAAAUCCCGUCUACUCCUGAUGCAGACCCCCCUAAACCAGACGAACUCGGUCGUCUGUACAAAAAGCUGGCAGCAGGGGAAAGUUUAUAAUAGUGGGAGGGACAAGUAAUGGGAAUUCAGUUUCCCCACCCCCCAGUACUCUUAAAUCAUAUCCUGUUGCUUUGCAAUUUGAGUCAAUGACCUUGAAACAUUCAUCUAAUAUUUGAUUUGCGCUCUGGUAAUUCUAUCUUGUAUAUAAAACUCUGAUAAUUUUUACAACGUGACUGCCUGCCAUUUAAUAAGAAAUUACUGCAUUCACCAAUGCAAAACUUUGAGAAAAGUGAACCAGAAGCACUGGUAAUUUAGAGUAAAUAACUAAAAACACAUUUGAGAUGUGGUUUAUCAAAAGUAAAAAAGAGCAAAAAGAAAAUA
Molecule: messenger RNA, 2667 nt
Organism: Pogona vitticeps (central bearded dragon)
Lineage: Eukaryota; Metazoa; Chordata; Lepidosauria; Squamata; Agamidae
Gene: DCLRE1C
Product: DNA cross-link repair 1C
Biological process (GO): interstrand cross-link repair; double-strand break repair via nonhomologous end joining; telomere maintenance
Molecular function (GO): damaged DNA binding; 5'-3' DNA exonuclease activity
Source: RefSeq, a predicted model, not a curated record